Durotheca rogersii is the source of this 1528-nucleotide messenger RNA. RefSeq lists its product as uncharacterized. NCBI's taxonomy places the organism in Eukaryota, Fungi, Ascomycota, Sordariomycetes, Xylariales, Xylariaceae. The transcript has a single exon. The coding region runs from base 336 to 1118 and encodes 260 amino acids. The record is from RefSeq and is a predicted model, not a curated record.
CAUGAGCAAAGGGCCGCAGUGGUACCAGCGUGCUGGAGAAUUGUAGAUAGACGUAUGGUAAUACGUCUUAGCUCCGAGGGCUAACAUCAGCUUCAGAGUCCUAAAUCUGAAAAAAAUGAGAUGCCUUGGCAGGCAAGACCCUCUCGCUCAUCCUCUGGUCUCUGGGCGGGAGUACGCGGGAAACGAUCUCUCAUCCUUCACAGCGCGAAGCGACCGAACUGUCUCGCUCUCUCUAUCUCGACGUUCAACAAGACGGACGAGAGGCAACGGUGGGGGCCGCUAUACGAGAUAGAGGUUAUAGAGUGGUAUAAGUUGGAUCUCGCGCACCUGUCAAUAUGGCGUUGAACGGCACUCAGUCGAAGAAGGGAUUCACCCAAGUUCGCCCUAAUACAGACCGAUCUCGAGGCGUAUUUGCAGCUAGCCGAAACGAUUCCCGGAGUUCCUCAGCGUCCCGAGCCGCCACCUCCACCAUGAGCGGUUCAGAAAGUCAGCCGUGCACCUUCGCGGACGUCGCGGUCUCGUACCGUGUUUAUAUUCUCGACGACCUUCUAGCCGAGCCUCAGGAGGUUGUUCACGACUGGAGUCGGAACCUCCUAUACAUCAGCCAGCGGCAUAGGCAAGGAAACAGUUUCGCGCCGAUCGAAUUGUCUCACGAAAUUUCCAUCCUCGACAUCUCGGUCGGCGAUAUCGUUGCGUCGAUCGACAUCAGCCCCUACGCCGGCCCGCACUGUAUGGCGCUGGACGAGUCGUGCUCUUAUCUUCACGUCUACGUGGAUGGGGGCACCAUCUGGAUCGACCCAGAGUCGAGGACCCUCACCAAUUUCGAGCCCCAAGCGAUCGGGAGGCAGGCAGAGAGAUCCAGCGAAGACUUCAUCGCGGAGAUCGAUCUGCGCUCUGGGAAGAUGCGCCAGAGAGUCAACGUCCCCGAAGGCGACAGGCAUCUAAGCGAUGGGCGGCACGUGGCUUUUUCUGCUCCGGCAAUCCGGUUUGCCAGUCGAUCCUCCAGCAGCGGACUACCUGUGGUUGCCGUGGACCAGGACGCCGCAAUAGAGGCUAUGAGGGCGAAGUUUGCCAUACGCACAAUCUACGUAACGUCUCGAAAUGUCAUGUUGGUUUAGAAGGAGUUAUGUAUUGGGAAAGGGGAUAUUCAUGCAUUAGUAUACGGAGUUUGGUGGUUCCUUUCCAUUUUUCCAUCAUUGCCCGCUUUACCACGAAAACCAAAAAAGAACAAACUGGGUUCCAAAAGACCAUGCUGGCAUGCGAGAACAAAUAUUAGCACUGGCUGCUGGAGUAUCAUAUUCGAUAGAUCAUAGAUAGUUCACACGCAAAGCGAUCCUCUGUUUCUACGUCUGGAAAGACACUCUGGGUAGUUUUCUCCAAAGGCCACGGCGUGUCUCGCGCAGAUGUGAGACGCCUAGAACGAGAAUAAAAACGAGACAGACCACCAAGUCAGAUGUAAAACAUUGUGGGAGAGGCGAGAUGGCCCCUUCGGUGUGGGGGUGGCAAGUAGAGGCCUGCCUGUGCGAAC